Messenger RNA from Caenorhabditis bovis, 1701 nucleotides. NCBI's taxonomy places the organism in Eukaryota, Metazoa, Nematoda, Chromadorea, Rhabditida, Rhabditidae. The record is from the annotation of a GenBank genome assembly.
AUGACGAAAAGCAACUUGGCCGAAGCCGCAGCGUCAGUUGAAGCAUCAUCAACACCGUCGUCACAAGGAGUUGGAACAGUGGUGGAAAAUGACGCACCAACAUCUGCAGCAUCGACGUCAGAACCAGACGCUGAUGCCAUCAAAAUGUUUGUGGGACAGAUUCCUCGUCAUUGGAAUGAGACGGACUGCCGUCGGUUAUUCGAGACGUAUGGUCCAGUUUUCUCAUGUAAUAUUCUCCGCGACAAGUCGACGCAGUCAAGCAAAGGCUGUUGCUUUGUGACAUUCUACCAUAGGAAAGAUGCGAUUCAUGCGCAAGGGGCUUUGCACAAUAUUAAAGUCAUUGAAGGAAUGCAUCAUCCGAUUCAAAUGAAGCCAGCUGACACAGAGAAUAGGAAUGAACGUAAAUUAUUCGUAGGACAGCUGAGUAAAAAACACACAGAAGAGGAUUUGCGGUUGAUGUUUUCUAAAUUUGGCCAAAUCGAGGAUUGCAGUGUUCUAAGGGAUAACGAAAAUAAAAGUAGAGGAUGUGCGUUUGUGACGUUCGUGAACCGCAGCUGUGCCGUACUCGCCACCAAAGAAAUGCACCAUUCGCAAACAAUGGAGGGUUGUGCGGCGCCGCUCGUCGUGAAAUUCGCUGACACGCAGAAAGACAAAGAUGUGAAACAGAAAGCGGCAAUGCUCGGAGCGUCUACGUCACCUAAAUCUUCCCUACUCGCCAAUUUGAAUCCAUCACUUUUACAACAGCUGGGCGGCGGAGGUCAGAAUAUUCAAGCAGUUGCUUCAAUUCUAUCAUUGUUAGGAGGGCAACAACCGCAGUCAGCACCGCAGCAGAAUGUCCUCGGAUUACUUGGAAGCGUGUUGUCGGCUCUCGGGAAGCUCGCAGAGCCUGAUGACAAAACGCCGUCGACGUCAUCGAAAUCAUCGUCGACGGCGUCACCGAGCAUCACUACCAACACCACAACCACCACCACCUCAUCCUCCUCUGCAACAAGUACGACGAACGUGGCGAGCACGACAAGCUGCCCAAAACCUCAGCAGCCUAUAGCGCAAUUUCUACCACCAACCGCGCAGACAAUUGACGCCUUCACACAGGCGCAGAUGGCUCAAAUCGCUCACCAAAAUCAGAUUCUAGCGUUGCAAGGAUAUCCGGUACAACAGGCGCCGCAGUCAGUCCAAGUCUCGCAAGCAGGUCUUGCUGGAGGUCUGGCUAAUACUAAAACGACGUCACCUGUUGCUGCUACGAUUCCUAAUCCGGCAAUCGCUUUGGGGCCCUAUGCCACAGCUUCAACGGCGGCUUUUGAUCCAUAUCAAGCCGCUGCCCUUCAGCAACAAUAUGCUUUGCUGGCUAACCUUCAAGCAUCAACAACAGCAACGGCGGUAGCUUCGGCUCCGAUUCCAAGUGCUAUUGUGGGAAAUGGAGACGUGAAGGGCCCGGAAGGCGCGAACCUUUUCAUCUAUCAUUUGCCACAGGAUUUCACGGAUAUCGAUUUGCACAACACUUUUGCUCCAUUUGGGACAGUGCUUUCUGCGAAAGUGUUCAUUGAUAAAGUUACAAACUUGUCGAAAUGUUUCGGCUUCGUGUCAUAUGAUAACGCCACAUCGGCUAAUAAUGCGAUACAAGCAAUGAACGGUUUUCAAAUCGGCUCAAAGCGUCUAAAAGUGCAAUUGAAAGUGGAGCGAGGCAAUCCGUACAAUCGAUAG